Malurus melanocephalus (red-backed fairy wren) is the source of this 5692-nucleotide messenger RNA. RefSeq names its product alpha kinase 2 (gene ALPK2). The record is from RefSeq and is a predicted model, not a curated record. The transcript has 10 exons. Gene Ontology annotation, molecular function: ATP binding; protein serine/threonine kinase activity. NCBI's taxonomy places the organism in Eukaryota, Metazoa, Chordata, Aves, Passeriformes, Maluridae. The coding region runs from base 93 to 5498 and encodes 1801 amino acids. Gene Ontology annotation, biological process: protein phosphorylation.
AAAUCAUYGGUUUACUGCUUGAGAAGCUCAGCAAAGCAGUUCUGUGUUCACUUUAGAAAUCCCUCAGACAMUUGUCUAACACAGAAGACAACAUGGAUAUUAGAAAUGUAAUUAAAUCCCAGGGAACUUUUUCAUGCCCRAGGGAUUUGUCAGAGAUUGGUGAUGACCUACUUCAUUUUAAUGGUGUGUUUGGUGUCACUUCUGGAAGAGCAGAGCAAUACUGCAGCAGACAGGAACCUUCCCACCCCACAUUUGUAACCACUUGUCACACAGGCAACUGCUGCCCUAACAUCCAAGACUCUGGAUCUCCUCAGUCUCUGACAGAUAUCCAGGAGUGUAAAAAGACUAGGCUGGACAGACCUCUAACCAUGAAUUCCCUGCUUGGUGAGCAGACAGAUACUUCCAUAGGAAAUCACACUGAUUUUGUAAAAGAUGAUUCUGAAAAUUCUGCUGCUCUUCUGAAGAUUUAUGCAGAGCAAGUUCCGAGUGUAAGUGAUGACUUUUCUGAUGAUGACCUGGAGUACUUUGAAUGCUCAGAUGUGCUUACAGCGUAUGAAGAUGAAAUCUGGAAAAAGAAAUUACAAUUUUUAUUAGAAAGUGAUGAUGAAGAUGAUCUAAAACUGAGUAAAGAUUGUGAUGGGUGUGCUUACUUCCUCAGUGAAAUGCCUURUGUGUUCCAAGUGUCAGAUAACACUACGCCUAUGGAUACCCCCAUUGGCUUCUGCGAGCAUCAGUCAAAAAUCAAAGGAGUAAACGUAAGGAGAGACCCCUCUAUGUACAGCCAGUCAGCUCUGCAGACAGAGAUGACUCUCACUGUUGGACACCACCGAGAUAAAAGUACCAUUUUGGAAGACAAAGAGAAGAAUCAAGUGCCUGUUUCUUCUGCAGCCAUUGGAAAUGAACAUCCCAGAAGUGAAGAAGAGACUGAUGAAAGUGGCCACCCGGCUGGAGGUGCCUCAAUGGACAAACCAAAGCCCAUGGACAUUGUCCCUGCCCAGGUAGACUCCUCUGCCAGUGGCAUAAGUGCUGCUUGCACAGAUCAGGCUGCGGGGACAAUGACAGAAACCAGCACGGACGGGGACGUGCUAGGGAAAAGCUCACUGCUGCUGGAGGAGGGGAGAAGGAAUGUGCCAGAGGAAAAUGCACGGCAUGCUGUCUGUACCUUAACAGAAAGUCUGAGGAGGAACCUUUUCAAGCUGUUAAACCCUAUAGAACUUUGCAGAUAUGUAAGUACUAUAGGACAGUCUUUGCAGGCUGCAGCCGAGGGUAAGGAAUCCAGAGCUCUGUCUCCCAGUCAGGAAGGUGUCCUUUCAGCACACAUUCCCGAGGAGACAGAAAGCUUGCSAAUGCAGGCUGGUCUGUGUGCAAUAGAAGAGGCAGAUAAAGACUGGCACUGGGAAGGGAAAAGAASUCGGGGCCUGUCUGAGCAAAACCAGAUGCUAGAUGAGAACAUCUCACUUGAGAACCAAGAUGUUAAUCUUGAGAGUGUUACCCAAAAUUGUGAGAACCUGUGUAUGGAGCCCAGAAGAGAAAAGGAAAGCAUCUUCAGGGYGUGUGAGAGUGCAGGAACCAUCCAGCUAACUGCAGAAAUGUUCUCUGCUGGGAACACACAGCAAGUAAAGAAUGCAGAUUUGCAGACCUCUGCUCAACACUGUGCUCUUUGUGGAAAGAGAGAAGGUUGUCACCAACAGGUCUUCUCUGGACAUGAAAUUAUUAGUAAUGAUGAAAAAUCAAAGAAUGACAUUUCCCCUUUUCCUUUAUGGGAUAUGGACUCUGUUCCUGAUAAACAGGAAUGCUUGUGUGCUGUUCUUUCUUCUGCAAAGCUGUGUGAUGAGCCCGGGGAGGGAGAGCAAAGGUCUGGGCUUGACAUCCAYGAUAGCAGUAACCCAGAUAUUCUCUGCAGCCUAUCAACUGAUGAGGCUGUGUCUGAAGCUAAUCCCAAAUCAGCCCUGGAAUCUGGAGAGGCUGGCUGCAAAGGAGAUGCUGAUAUAUCUGCAGUGCAUGACAAGCUGUGGAAACUUCUUCAUGAAGAUGACUCAGACUAUCAAGUCCCAUUUGAAAACAGAGGCAUCACAAGUUUAGAAAUGAGGCUGACAGAUAUCAAAGUCACAGAACUAAACAUUGUGCAGGAGACCUGUUCUGAUCAUCCUUUGCCAAUGGAUUUGAUAGAAGAGCAGGAAUCCAUCACAGAACCAGCKCAUAACCCCAGAACUGAGAAAGCUGACUGCAGUGUUUCUGAUAUCCUCCUGCAGAGAGYUGGAGCAUGUGAGAGUACAUCCAUAGGAAACAUUUGUCUUGCACAAGUGGUAGGGACAGAUGGUGUGUGUCUAGAUUCUAGUGCUGUGAAUGAAAGGGAAAUGCCAACCAUUUGUUUUUCAGCGAACAGUGUCCUUUUAAGUACCCAGGAGUGCUUGGAGCCAAAUCCAAUGUCCGUGGACAGGAAUGGAGUCACUGUGGCUUGGGAAGGGAAGCUUGCUGUUAGUAACGCUUCACAAAUGAGUGAAGCAGAUUCUCCGCAAAGGUUACAGAAUGCUCAGUGUGGUAAUUUAGGAUGUCCCAAAGCAAACCCAGAUUACAUGUCAGAUAUGUCACAUGGGACAGCUGGAGAGUUACUUCACACUGAAUACCCCAUAUCCCUGAUAAAUGAGUCUGUACCUGGAGAAGGCUGUCAUUUUAAGGACUGUUAUCCAGUGAGAGAAGAACUGAUUUAUUUCCCUGAAGGGACAGACAUUUUCCCCAGUGAAAAUACCAGUCAGUUUACACAUGCAGAACACUCUUCUGAUAACAUCAUACAUAAAAGUUAUGAAGUGAAUUUACAAGAAAAAGGAAUUCACUCAGACUUGAGUGCACCAAAUGACACUAAUUCUGACAGCUACCAUCUUUCAAAAGAUAAUGGCUGUCAGGAUUUUCAWGUURUUUCUAAUGCACAGAAAAACAGUURUAUAAUACAAUCGCCUACUUUAAUUAAGAUUCACGAAACCACAACACAUAAAAAUCUAGCCCAAAAUACAGACCAAGUGACAGAAACAGCAAAACAAGAAGGGGCAGUCCCUCCCCCUUCUGGGGAGCCAUUUUUAAGGGAUUUUUAUCUAGAAGUGCCCAGYUGUGAACCAUGUAAAGCAGGAGAACAGAGAGAGAUUUGCAUAGCUGAUGAACACGGGGCUGAAAAUUCCCAUGACUCAGGAGUUAGUCAGCUUUCRGAAAGUCAGACUGCAGCUUCCCCUCAUAAUACCGCAGAACAACAUUUAUUUUUCRUUGACAGCACCUUCAAGUCUGAUGAGGAGUUAAAAAUAGAUUCUUUGAAAAAUCCCACGUAUGCAUCUGGAAGUGUAACAUCAGCCAGUGCCCCACAGCCCAGGGAGGCUCCAAGUGAGCAGCACAGAACAGCAGUUGGGGAGGAUCGAGGUGCUGGGGAUCAGCUACAUUCCCAACAACUGCCUGGAAACAAAACCCUGCCCUUCCUCACACCACACAGCCACUCAGAGGGCCUUCCCAGUGAAUCUGCAGUGAUGUGUCCUGGCACAAGAAGUGAGRGAAAAACUGGAUCCCUACAAACUGGAGUAAAAGAAAACGGAAAUUUAACUACACGGGAAACUUCCUGCAAAGCAUUGCARGGGCUGUUCCAGAUGGUACCUGGAGAAACCAAAGGGGAAGCAGCCUYGUGUGAAAAUGAGCAUGAGAUUCCAAGAGCCAUUGAAUAUAACACAGAUGAAGCUGAAACAAAGACUCCUUUGCACAGUUUAACUGCCUCCCAGGCUCUGAAACACAUUAUGAAUAUUAGCACAGAGCAGUCCUCUCCUGACUUGAUCCCUUCCAGCAAGAUAACUGAGGCUGAGAAUUCAAUUAAGUGCACUGAGGAUGAUAAAGAAGAGAAAGUCAGGACAGCAAAGAGUGUAGUAAAUUGUUUUGCUAAUUUACUACCAGUUGAUUCAAGGAACAGCCAGUGUUUUCAAGAGCAACCAUCCUGCAGGAGAACUCAGUCAUUCUCAUUGGCAUGGACCUCACAUGAUCCAUUCCCAGUCAACAGAGAAAGUCAAACAAAUCAGGACAGGUCAAAAUCCUGCCAGAUACCACUGGCUACUGCAGAGCCUGAGCCCAUCAAAUGUAAAGAGGACAUAGCAAAGAAYGGGCAUUUAGCUGCUGGAGCUAAGAAGAAAUUACCACCAGCAACUCUGUCCAAAAAACCCAGACUGGAGGAGAGGGGAGGUGUCAGCAAGGAUCCUAGCUGUGUUAAAAAAUCUGGGAAGAGCGAGACGGGYGUGAUUCAUAAAGAGGAUAGAAAAGAGCAAAGGAGACUCAUUUUGAAAAAGGAUAGCAAAGCUCCCAGGCUGCUGAAGAAGAUCCAAGCAGAGUUGUUCCCAGACUGCUCYGGAACUAUUAAGCUGUGCUGUCAGUUUGGUGACAUUCAUGGUGAUUCCACUGUUACAUGGACUAAAGAUUCCAGARUCCUGGCUCAGCUGCAGAGAAGUGCCCAGGAUGACUCUCCCGUCUCUCUGGCAAUAGCUAAAGCCAGUUCCAACGACCAGGGAAUGUAUUAUUGCUGCUUGAAUAACAUGUAUGGCAAGGUGACUGCUGAGUUUCAUCUGACUGCUGCAGUAUUGGAACGUCUCUCAAGUUUUCAGAGUUAUGAAGGUGUGGAAGAAAUCGAAUUCAUGCAGCUGAUGUUCAGAGAAGAUCCCCUCAGCUCCAGCUACUUUGGUGGGACACUGCAUGGAGCAAUAACAACCGAGGAGCUGCACUUUGGUGAGGGGAUGCACCGCAGAGCCUUCCGCAGCCGCGUCCUGCAGGGCUUGGCRCCUGCCUUCGCCCCGGGGCACCCCUGUGUGCUCAAGGUGCACAAUGCCCUCACCUACAGCACCAAGAGCAGGGACGAGCUGCUGCAGAAGAACUACAGUCUGGCACUGCAGGAAUGCUACGUCCAAAAUACUGCAAGAGAGUAUGCAAAGUUGUAUGCAGCUGAAGCUGAACCCUUGGAAGGCUUUGGAGAAGUACCAGAAAUCAUUCCGAUUUUUCUUAUUCAUCGCCCUGCUAAUAACAUCCCCUAUGCUACAGUGGAGGAGGAGCUGGUUGGGGAGUUUGUGAAAUACUCUGUCAAGGACGGCAAGGAAGUGAAUUUCCUGAGAAGAGACUCAGAGGCUGGCCAGAAGUGUUGCACCUUCCAGCACUGGGUGUAUGAGAAGACCAAUGGGAACUUGCUUGUCACUGACCUGCAAGGUGUAGGGAUGAAGUUAACGGAUGUKGGCAUAGCAACCCUGGCCAAAGGAUACAAGGGGUUUAAAGGCAACUGCUCCUUUUCCUUCAUUGAGCAGUUCAGAGCCCUCCACCAAUGCAAUGAGUACUGUGAGAUGCUGGGGCUGAAAUCUCUCCGAACCACUCAUCAAAAACAGAGGAAAGCAACAUCCACAAAAAGCAAAAAUCUGCCAAGCUCAUCAACAGUAAAGAAAAUGAUGCCCAAGAAGGCAAGAGAACCUAGAGACUUCAUUUCUUCAGAGCACUGAGUUGCACUGUCCCACCUUGUGACCUGCUCUUGAGGACAUGGAGCAGUGACCGGCACCAGUGACCUGGGGAAUAACUUUGGUCUUUUGGUCUUGUGAUGUUUUGGAAUCAUCCUGAUGCUGACGCCAGCAACAAAGGAAGGAGCUGAUCCUGUGCUGUUGGUGCCUGAGAUUUAACACUGGGGCAAGGUUCUGGA